This is a messenger RNA of Penicillium lagena, 786 nucleotides long. RefSeq names its product anticodon-binding domain-containing protein. The record is from RefSeq and is a predicted model, not a curated record. Lineage: Eukaryota; Fungi; Ascomycota; Eurotiomycetes; Eurotiales; Aspergillaceae. Bases 1 to 786 code for a protein of 261 amino acids. The transcript is spliced from 3 exons.
AUGGCAGAGAAUAAACGCCAGAGCGUCGGAGUCAAACCGCCCACACAGGGAUCUGCCAACCCAUCGGCGAACGACAUGGCCGCAACCAUGGUGCCCUUGGAGGCUGCUCUGAGCGGCGCGAUCGGUGCCCGUGUCCGGGUCACGACCGCAUCGCCCACCGUGUCCACCCUCGAAGGGACGCUCUUCACAGCGUGUCCGAUAACCAACCUCGUCGCGAUCAACGUCUCCCCCGCCUCCCCCACCGCAGACGCCAAGCAAGCCCAGAGCGGUGACUAUCACGUCGUCCCCGUCUCGCGUAUCCAGUCCUUCCAGAUCCUGUCUCUCCCCCAAUCCAACUCCUCCGAGUCAUCCUCCUUCACCGACGCCCAGCCCACCAUCCAGGCCCUCGAUCCCCGUGCCCUGAAGGCCCGCGAGGCCAAGGCCAUUGGCGAAGCGCACGACCGCGAGGCCCGUCGCGGCAAGGGCGUCACCCGCGAAGCGCAGGAUAUCUUCGAUGCUUUCAGCCGUACCAUGCCUGCGCGCUGGAAUGCGUCGGAUAUCAUCGUCGCUGAUGCUGUCACUAUUUCCUCACCCUACCGUGUCGAUGAUUGCCGGCCCUUGGUGGAGGGUGAUACUGCGGCGCUGGCCCGCGUGCGCAAGGUGCUUGAAAUGGAGCGCAAAAAGAUUGAACUCCGCAAUGCGAGCGCUGCCAUUGGCUCCACCGGUGCCUUCACCCGCAACGCUGGCUCGGCCCAGAAUGCCGCUGCUACCGGUGUUGUAUCGGGCGACCAGCGCAAAGGCGGAUAG